UACUCAAUGGAGCUCACGAGCAGCAGCACCUGGCCAUGGCCAUGGGCAAUGGCCUCCUCCCUACUACUACUACUCAUCAGUACCCUGCAGCUCUUCUUGUCCCACAAGAAACGGCAGGGGCGGCUGCCUCCAGGCCCCCCGGCGCUCCUCUUCAUCGCCAAAUUCCUAGCGCUCCGGCGCCGGUCGGCCCUUGGGCUGGGCCCGCUUCUCCGGGGCCUCCACGCGCGCUACGGCCCAGUCGUCGCCGUCCGCCUCCUGGGCACGACGCGGGUCUUCGUCGCUGACAUCAAGCUGGCGCACCGCGUCCUCGUCAAGGGCGGCGCCACCUUCGCCGACCGCCCGCCGCUCGCCGAGCCCGCGGGGCUCUUCAACUCGGGCACCCGCGGCAUCAGCAACGCGCCCUACGGCUCCUACUGGGGCCUCGUCCGCCGCAACCUCGCCGCCCAGGCUCUGCACCCGUCCCGCGACGCGUGUUUCGCGCCUGCGAGACGGCAUGCGCGUGACGCCCUUGUCCGCGACCUGCUUGGCCAUGGCCGGGAUGGGGCGGCGGCGGUUGCGCUGAGGCCGCUCUUCCGGCGCGCAUUGUUCGAGCUUCUAUUGCACAUGACCCUUGGUGUGAAGCUCGGCCCGGAGAUGCUCGACGAGAUCCAGGAGCUGCAGCAGCACAUCGUUCGAGCCAUCUCCGGCUUCCCCUUCUUCUCCUUCCCGGCCAUCACCAAGAGGCUCUUCCGGCAGCGGUGGGCCCGGUAUGUGGCCCUGCGCCGGAGACAGGAGGAAAUCUUCCUCCCGCUGAUCCACGCCAGGCGAGACGACCGUGCCACCGACGAGGAGGACCCACCGUGCUACGCCGACUCCCUACUCUCCCUACGUAUAUCCGCGGAAGGCGGUCGCCCGCUCACGGACGCUGAGGUGGUCAGCCUCUGCUCCGAGUUCUUGAAUGGCGCGGCGGACACCACGCUCACCGCCGUGGAGUGGAUCAUGGCGGAGCUGGUCAACCACCCCGACAUGCAAUCAAAGGUCUACGAGGAGGUCAACAGAGCGGAUCGGCUAGAGCUCGACGAUGACCAGUCCAUGCCGUACCUCAAGGCCGUAGUUCUUGAGGGCUUGCGGCUUCACCCGCCGACAAACAUCCUAAUCCCGCACGCCGCUUAUGGAGAUGGAGCGGAGAUCGACGGCUAUGCGGUACCCAAGGGCACCGAAGUCCAUUUCCUGGUCUCCAACUUUGGGCGCGACGAGACGGUUUGGACGGCGGCGAUGGAGUUCCGGCCGGAAAGGUUCCUGGACGGUGGCGAGGGCCACGGCGUGGACGUCACCGGGACCAGGGAGAUCAAAAUGAUACCUUUUGGCGCCGGCCGCAGGAUGUGCCCUGCGUACAGGCUGGGCAUGCUGCAUGUGGAGUACUUUGUCGGCAGUCUUGUCAGAGAGCUGGAGUGGCUGCCGGCAGCCGAGGGGGAGGUGGUGGACAUGGCCGAGGAGCUGGAUUUCACGACCGUCAUGAAGCAUCCGCUCCGUGCUCGCGUCGUCCCAAGGACUACUUGAUCCUCGAUCUCAAGUUAAUUACAAGCCAGCGUGAUUUAUGUGCUUAAUUUUCGUAUUUUAUGCUAAAUAAAAAUUAUAUCUAAAUAUUUACUUGAGAAAAAAAUCACCUCAAAAGUAUAUGUCAAAGAGUUGUAUAAGUUUUUUUGUAAGAAGAAAUAAAGAAAAGGGCACGUCUUGCACCCUCUUUAUA
Molecule: messenger RNA, 1729 nt
Organism: Brachypodium distachyon (stiff brome)
Lineage: Eukaryota; Viridiplantae; Streptophyta; Magnoliopsida; Poales; Poaceae
Product: cytochrome P450 89A2
Exons: 1
Coding region: 7-1539 (510 amino acids)
Cellular component (GO): membrane
Molecular function (GO): oxidoreductase activity, acting on paired donors, with incorporation or reduction of molecular oxygen, NAD(P)H as one donor, and incorporation of one atom of oxygen; iron ion binding; heme binding
Source: RefSeq, a predicted model, not a curated record